AUGGAGGCUGAACAACAGAAGACCCUCCAGGACUUUAUCCUGGAGCAGGCCAGUGUACAGCAGCAGCUCCUGCACCAGUCAGUGAGUCCCCCUGGAGGUGAUGGCAGCCGCGCACUAGAGUUGGGGCUGUAUAAGAUAGGCUCUGCCAAUGACCUCGACGCCUUCCUGUGUAUGUUUGAGUGGGUGGCACUGGAUGGGACAAGUUCUCCUCCUCCUCUGGGGCUGGUGGUGCUACAGCUCUGGUGUACACAGGUCUGGUUCCUGAACACAUGGCAUGAGUUGAGCCAGCAUGUUUCUGCACUGACCAAGGCAAUAGCAAACUGCCCAUACAAGAAACAGCUGGAGACCCAACUAUUCUCCUUCUGCACUGAUGGGGGCUGGUCCAGUGGCAUAUGUGUGGAGAAGGAUGGGAUGGGACUGCAACAGGUGUGGAAGAGACAAAUCCAGCAGUUUAACAGAGUCAGCCCUGUUGCGGCAGCAGCAGCCAUAGCAGCAGCAUACCCUUCCCCAAGCCUACUGCUUCAGGCCUAUCAAUAGUGCAGCACAGAGAAGGACAGACUCCUUCUGCUGAGUGACAUUUGGGUAAAAGCAGAGGAUAGCAGGAGAGAAAGACGGCUUGGACCAGACUUAUCCUGCCGAGUCUCUCUCUUCUUGACAUCCACUAAUCAAGACCUUGUUUUGGACUUAAGUGUGUAG
This is a messenger RNA of Gopherus flavomarginatus (Mexican gopher tortoise), 696 nucleotides long. It is a transcript of the gene EME2, whose product is annotated as essential meiotic structure-specific endonuclease subunit 2. Gene Ontology annotation, cellular component: nucleus; Holliday junction resolvase complex. The record is from RefSeq and is a predicted model, not a curated record. Gene Ontology annotation, molecular function: DNA binding; nuclease activity. Lineage: Eukaryota; Metazoa; Chordata; Testudines; Testudinidae. Gene Ontology annotation, biological process: double-strand break repair; mitotic intra-S DNA damage checkpoint signaling; replication fork processing.